Messenger RNA from Capronia coronata CBS 617.96, 1713 nucleotides. RefSeq lists its product as uncharacterized. Gene Ontology annotation, biological process: dephosphorylation. Bases 1 to 1713 code for a protein of 570 amino acids. The transcript has 3 exons. NCBI's taxonomy places the organism in Eukaryota, Fungi, Ascomycota, Eurotiomycetes, Chaetothyriales, Herpotrichiellaceae. Gene Ontology annotation, molecular function: phosphatase activity. The record is from RefSeq and is a predicted model, not a curated record.
AUGACAUCCAUCGACUUUCGGCCUCCUUACUCACAGGAAGAACUCGACAAACUGUACCCCAAAGAUCUUGAGCUUCGCCUCGUACAAGUCCUUCUCCGCCAUGGUGAACGUGCUCCUGUGUCUGCCCGGUUCGGCAAUGCAGGUCUCCCCGCAUACUGGCCCUACUGCAAUGCCGCCCAACGACUGCGAUCGGUGGCCCUGACACCACAAGAUGACCUACGGUGGAAUUCCUUACAAUGGCGAAGAAGACUGGAAAGAUUUGGCCACGACGACGGUCCGGUCAUUGCUGCAGGACCGGCGGGCGAGGUGGAUGGUAUUUGCCAACUGGGCGAACUCACAGAUAAGGGAAGAGAGACGACCUACGAACUGGGGAAACGUCUGCGCCAUCUCUACAUCGACCAGCUGAAGUUUAUGCCCUCUUUGAUCGCCAACGCCGACUUGAUCUACCUUCGAGCCACUCCUCUCCCUCGCGCCCUAGAAUCCGUCCAGCAGACUUUCUGGGGAAUGUAUCCUUUGACCGCUCGCACUGCUGCCUUUCCUGCUCCUACCAUUGUCACCAGAACGCCCGCAGAUGAAACCCUCUUCCCCAACGACGGCAAUUGUCGACGCUUCGCCCAACUGUCUCGUGCAUUUGCGCAACGCACCGCCGAUAGAUGGAACGACACCGAUGAUCUGAAGUACAUCACCAAGCUGAUUGGCAAGUGGAUGCCUGAAAACUCCAACAAGCAAGUCGCCGUCGACUCGCAUCCUCGACUGUCUGGCAUAAUGGACACGAUUAAUUCAACACUCGCUCACGGUCCGGAGACCCGUCUUCCUAAGGAGUUCUAUGACGCAAAGUCCCGGGCCAUCAUUGAUCGGAUCGGUGUCGAAGAAUGGUUCUCGGGGUACAACGAAAAUCGGGAAUAUCGCAUGCUCGGGAUAGGAGCCUUGAUCGGCGAUAUUGUCGAACGGAUGACUUCCAAGAUUGAAGGUGCCGGCCUCAGUAUCAACGAGAUCGGUGGUGAGAAUGGCCGUUUAGGUAUCGGUCGAGGUGGUGAGAAGGGUAUUCGAUUUGCUCUGUCUGGUUGCCACGAUACUACACUCGCUAGUGUCUUGACGAGUCUCGGAGCAUUCCAGGAAGAGAAGUGGCCUCCUUACACCAGCCAUAUCGCCUUUGAGCUGUUCAGAAAGAGAGGUCCGAAUGAAUCAGGUCUCAGUGCUGACGCGAACGUACUCCUGCCUGCAAGUCCGCCGUCGACAGAUUCUAAGUCUGAGACGGACUCGAUGACACGACCUGGUCGUUUCGCCUCUUUCCUGGGUCUCCGUUCUCCAGCUUCCUCCCAGACUGACUCUACGUCGUCAUCGCCAUUGUCCAGCCCACUGUCAUCGCCUUCUCGGUCACUUCGGUCGACACUCGCCCCCUCACUGCCUCCGAAGGAUCUUAUUGCCCGAACCCCCUACAAUGAGCUUUCGGAAUCGCAGAAGGACCGACUUGAUUCGUACUAUGUCCGCGUUCGGUACAAUGAUCGAGUCAUGAAGGUCCCGGCGUGUGCGAAGCCUGGAAACAAUUAUCAAGGAGACGAGACUAUCUGUACGUUUGAGGCGUUCAAGCGUGUCACUGAUGGCUAUGUGCCCAAGAAUUGGAAGGCUCAGUGUGGCGAGAACCUGGACAAGCCCAUCGCCUCAUUGGACACUCCUCCGCAGAUUGCUGGGCAGAUUGAGGACCGGUUUUGA